This is a messenger RNA of Scleropages formosus (Asian bonytongue), 1829 nucleotides long. RefSeq names its product XK, Kell blood group complex subunit-related family, member 9 (gene xkr9). The transcript is spliced from 4 exons. The record is from RefSeq and is a predicted model, not a curated record. Gene Ontology annotation, cellular component: membrane. The coding region runs from base 506 to 1708 and encodes 400 amino acids. NCBI's taxonomy places the organism in Eukaryota, Metazoa, Chordata, Actinopteri, Osteoglossiformes, Osteoglossidae.
GUCAGAGUGCCAGCUGUACAGCGCUGUCAAAGUUCAGCGCCACACCCUAAGGCUAAGGGGAGUGUUACUGGCUGUUUCGGUGCGCGGUUACAUAGCGCGAGGGCGACGCCGGUGCCGCGUCUGUCUGUCAGUCACUGCACGUUUGCGCUGGGCGGUGUGACGCGCGACCGCGACCGGGCUGAGCGCGCUGCGGUGCCGGGAUGCGGCCCGGCCGGUGCGCUGCGUCGCGAGGAGGCCCGGCCUCGGGCUCGAGAGAGGGAGAACGGCACGUGACGUGGACGCGAUGCGCAGAUUUGAUGCACUGGACGGAUGAGGACCCGACGCCCGACGCAAAAAGGUGAACGGCUGCUUACUGCUGCGCUCCUGACCUGGACCACCGACACCCACCAUGACCGAGAGCCUCGACUCCACGGAAACGACGUAAAAAUGUCGAGCACCAGCGACCCCAGAAAAGUGGCCUAGCGGUACCGGCGAGCGCAGGCUGGGAAGCGCAUCACUUGCGAACAUGGGCUUCACAAAGCGGAGGUGCAUCACCACAGUUUUCGGGAUUGUCAUUUACGUCACGGACGUCGGCACCGAUUUAUGGGUGGCGGUGCAGUACUUUGAAGAUGGGCGCGUGGCCUGGUGCACGCUCACACUCUUGUUCGUGCUUUGCGGACUGGCAUGCGCGCAGAUUUUCAGCUACGCCUGGUUCUGCGACGAUGGCGGCGUAGCGGACUCUGCCGACAGGGCGGUCCGCGCCGACACGGCGGACUCCGCCGACGCCGUGGAACGCGCGGACAAAGCGGACUCUGCCGAUCAGCUGUCCAGAAGGUCCGCUGUCGUGCUGCACCUCCUGCAGCUGGGCAUCUUUAUCAGGUAUUACCGGCUGCUGAGGAAAGCUGUACGAACGGUGUGGGUUUGCAGCCCCUCGGUGAGGGACGACACCGAGCUCCACCGUGACCUGUUCGCCAAGGCCACUGAUCUGAGCAUGCUGCGGCUGUUCGAGACCUUCCUGGAGAGCACCCCCCAACUCAUCCUGCAGCUCUACAUCAUACUGGGUCACGACCACCGCUCCGUCAUCCAGUACGUCUGCAUCACCGGCUCUUUCUUCAACAUCGCCUGGUCGACUGUUGACUACCGCAGGUGCUUCCGCAGAUCCCUUCCGGACGUCAGCGAGAUGCCCUGGGGUCUGCCCACCGUGGUGUACCUGUCCUACAAGCUGCUGACCGUGAGCGGCCGCGUGCUCGCCCUCAGCCUGCUGGUGGUGCUCCACACCUACUACGUCUUCGCCUUGGCUUUCGUCUGGUUGCUUGGCGUGAUAUGGACCUACAGAGAGGAGACGGACUUCUGCACGUCCAAGCACCUGGAGAAGUUGUACAGGGCUGUGGUUGGGGUUAUACUCAUUUUCACAUUCUUCAACAUUAAGGGACAGAACAGUAAGCUGCAGAUGUUGGUCUACUACGUCGCCUGUGCCACACAGAACCUUCUAAUCCCCGUGAUGUUCUUCUGCCUGGAACCUGGAGCUGCAAAGUCCGACUUUUUCUGGCCGGUCGCCGGGGUGAUAUUCACCAGCACCAUUCUGGGCUUGCUGCUCCUCUGCCUCUUCUAUAAGUUCUUGCACCGUAAGACGGAGGCGCCGGUGGCCGACGAGGUGGACGGGCUGAGAAACGAGGGGAAGAAGGAUCUGGAGGCAAAGCGACGAAUGCAGGCAUUUUUACAGCAUUGACACCUUCUUCUGAUGGGUUUAUGGGGAUCGCUGUGACCGAGGAUGUAGGAUUUCAGGACACAACACUCGCAACACAAUUUACAUUUCCAUCUAUUUAUUUAGCAGACCAGGGGACCUGCCC